This is a messenger RNA of Synchiropus splendidus (mandarinfish), 3642 nucleotides long. It is a transcript of the gene dnaaf2, whose product is annotated as dynein axonemal assembly factor 2. The transcript is spliced from 3 exons. Gene Ontology annotation, biological process: axonemal dynein complex assembly. Lineage: Eukaryota; Metazoa; Chordata; Actinopteri; Syngnathiformes; Callionymidae. Gene Ontology annotation, cellular component: cytoplasm. The coding region runs from base 562 to 3405 and encodes 947 amino acids. The record is from RefSeq and is a predicted model, not a curated record.
CACGAAAUAUCCGUCACUUAAAAUAUGUUUGAUUCCAUUUGCUUCAAAAACCAUUGCAACUUUUUUUUUUAUUGGUACAUAGUCACGUAUUUGGAAUUUGAAAGAACAAAGUCUGCUAAGGAGCACAAACAAUUCUAUUUUUGUAUGCGUAUCUAAGAUAUUGGAGUAUUGGAUAGUGUGGUCAGGACUACCAACAGUUGCUUCGACAGAAAAUGUUGGUGUAUCGGUAUGUAUUUAGUGAAACAAAUCUUUACAAUAAUUUAACCAAAACACAGCCACAGCGCCUGUGAAAUACAAAAAAUGAGAAAAUGAUAGAAUAACAGACGAAGAAAUAAAAGUUUUUAGGCGUUAUGCAGGAACAACAAAAAGUAAACAAUGGGGUGUUUCAUACGGACCUUUUAUCGUGAUGCACCGUCCGCAGUCGCUAUGGUUACGACAACAAAGUGUCUGCUGGCAAACAGAAACAAUCGCAAGAGGAUAGACGUUUCGCCUGACUGAGGAAGAAGAGAAACUUUUGAAAACGACGAAUUAAAUGUGAAGACGCCCUGUGGCCUUCUCAGCAUGGAGGUCAGUGACAAGCUCAGAGAACUUGACAUGACUUCAGAUGAAGUCGACAGGUUCACCCAGGCGUUCAAGGACGAGAGAUUCCGCGAGAUGCUGCGAGAGUACGCGGAGGAAAUCUCAGAUCCAGAGAAUAAAAAGAAGUACGAGGAAGAGAUGACACUUCUGGAGCAAGAGAGAGGCAACCACGUGGACUUCAUCCACCCAGAACCCUUCAGAGCUCUGCGGACCAGCGUGGACGGCAAGCGCAAGUGCUUCAUCAACAUCUGCUCCAAUGACAAAGUGGCCAAACCCGAAUGCGCUCCUGGGCAGUCGGAGGACGGCCGUAGGGGUCAAAGGUGGUCUCUGCCUCACAGUCUACACCCUGGAAGACCACAUAGUGAUAAAAAGGGAGUGAAACAAAUGGUGUAUGAUGUUGUUUUCCACCCGGACACGCUUCACAUCGCAGGGAAGAACAGCAGGUUCAUGGACAUGGUGAAGAGCACAGCCAUCCAGGGGAUCGAGAAUGCGUUCAAAGUGACUCUCGACUCCAAAAAUGUCAGAGAAUUAAAGGUGAAGUAUAAAGGAACCCCUCAGCCCUGUAUAAUUCGCAAACCAAUACCAGGAUAUGAAGCGAAAGAAUCACCGGAGGGAGGUUUUUCCGUUCCAUAUCCAGAUCCGAAACCCAAACCUGCUGGGCCGCAGAAUUUCCAAAUCAAACCGGAGACUUCGCACACGCCCACCAAGCCGAACUGCUCCAUUAAAUAUCGGUCUUAUGUCGAUAUGCAGGACUAUACAUGUUCCAAGGAUUCCACACAGCGCACCAGACCCAAAGAAAUCGUGGUCACCAUCGACCUGCCUCUGCUGAAGACCGUGGCAGACACCAACCUGGAUGUGAAGGAGAAGAUGUUGCUGUUGGAGUGUGAGAAACCGUCGUACAAACUGGAGCUGCCUCUGUCCUUCCCGGUGGAUGGAGACAAAGGAGAGGCCAAGUUUAACAAACAUAAGGGGCAGCUGACCGUGACCUUGCCUGUUCUGCCGCCUCCGAGUCUGAGUCAUGUCCUGAGUUUGGAUGGAGAUGAAGAGAAGAAAGCGGUGGAGGACAUGACAGAGUCGCAGAUGGAACAUGGAGAAACCGAGAGGUUGGAGAGGGGAAAUGAAACAAUACAGGGUGCAGACAGUGACAACACCACAGCAGAAGAAACUAGAAAGGAGGGAGGAGACAGAGAGGAUGUGGAGAACAAGUUGGAGACAAAGAAAGAGAAGAUGGAAGCAGUGAAGGAGAACCCUGAGAACUUAUGGAGAGAAGUAGAAGAGCGGAAUGGUGAAAUAGAGGACACUUUGAAGGGAAAGGAGGUGGACUUUACUGAAGACACCUGUCAGAAACAGGUGAGUGAGAUGGACUGCGGAAAUGAGAAGAUCUUGGGAGCGAGAGAGGAGGAUGAACCAAACACAAAUAAAGCAGAUCGUAUGGAGGGAAAUGCCCACGAUAGCACAGCCGUUCAGGAGCCAGAUGACAUAAUGAAGAAGAUGAUAACGUUGAGUGUGGUGGAACCAGACAAAAGUCUCGCAGAUCAGAAGGUUCAUGGACAGAAUGAGACGAGUCAGCAAGCUCCUGAGGAGGUUCAAAAGAGCAGUUCAAUUCAUCACACAGAUAAGGAGAGCAGUGAAGAAGAGCAUGUGCAGGAGGAGAUGGACUUUAGAGAAGACACCUGUCAGAAACAGAUGAAUGAGAUGGACUGCAGUAAUGAGAAGAUCUUGGGAGCGAGAGAGGAGGAUGAACCAAACACAAAUGAAGCAGAUCUUGUGGAGGGAAAUGCGCACGAUAGCACGGCUGUUCGGGAGCCAGAAGAUAUAAUGAAGAAGAGCAUGAUGACGCUGGACAGUAUGGUGGAACCAGACAGAAGUCUCGAGAUGAGCAUGUAUGCAGAUCAGAAGGUUCAUGGACAGAUUGAGAUGAGUCAGCAAGCUCCCGAGGAGGUUCAAAAGAGCAGUUCAAUUCAUCACACAGAUAAGGAGAGCAGUGAAGAAGAGCAUGUGCAGGAGGAGAUGGACUUUAGAGAAGACACCUGUCAGAAACAGGUGAAUGAGACGGACUGCAGUAAUGAGAAGAUCUUGGGAGCGAGAGAGGAGGAUGAACCAAACACAAAUGAAGCAGAUCUUGUGGAGGGAAAUGCGCACGAUAGCACGGCUGUUCAGGAGCCAGAAGAUAUAAUGAAGAAGACCAUGAUGACACUAGACAGUGUGGUGGAACCAGACAGAAGUCUCGAGAUGAGCAUGUAUGCAGAUCAGAAGGUUCAUGGACAGAUUGAGAUGAGUCAGCAAGCUCCCGAGGAGGUUCAAAAGAGCAGUUCAAUUCAUCACACAGAUAAGGAGAGCAGUGAAGAAGAGCAUGUGCAGGAGGAGAUAAAAUGUGAGAGGUUAGUGGAGGAAUGGCCUGAGUGUGUAGUGGAGGGGAAGAAGAUAGAGGAGCAGAAUCAACAAAAGGUGGAAGAACCUUCCCAUCUUAAUGACGAUGAAGCCGCCAGUCAGCUUCAACGGCUGGAUUCCUGCCUGGAGCUGCACAUGGAUAGUUCACAUUCAAAAGAGCACUCAGACAUGCAUACUGUUGAGCAGGACGUGGACGUAUGUCAAGUCCCUGAAGCAGACGCUGCUGCUGUAGACACGUCUGUGAUCUGCUGUGGAAGCAAUGAUGGCGUGGAUGAAGACGACCUUCCCUCAGAACAGAUCCUCCAAACCCCAGUGUUUGUUCCUCCUGCCAUCCUGCGGGAGGUCGGCAAGGACGGAAAGGAGACGAUCAUCUGCGACCACUCGACGUCUGCCGGGUUCAUCUUCCAGAACUCGCUGCUGUUCGAGCUUGACUGAAAAAGAGAAGCACUGUUUUAACCAUCGCAAAGUUGAUCUGAGUUUUGUUGAGCUGUGAUGGAAGAAGUUUAUUGCUUUUUGUCAUUAAGAUAAAGAAAAAAAUCUUUACACUCAUCACUUCCUUCUUUUUCAAAAGAACAAAUUACUGUAAAGCAUUCUAUUAAAUGUCAUUUUAUUACUUCCUGCCAAUGCAUCAAACAAAAAAUAAAUAUUGAAGAAAAAUAGUUAUAAUAAAAA